AUGAUGCCGUGCAAUGCCAUGUUCAAGCUUAUCAGCGCCCACUCUACCGACCCAGACCUGUGCCAGGUCGAACUGCGGACCGAGCGGCCGGACAGCGACAAUCGCCCCCAUCGCCUGCCCGUGUCCAAGAUGGCCAACGAGGGCGAUAUCGCCGUCUUCCCGUCUUGGUCCCUCCGCACGUUCUGCGCUCCGUUCGGCGUGCGUCGGCUCGUCAAGGUCCUCCCCGGCUCCUCGUCAUCGACCUCUGCAGGCGGAGACCUCCACGACGCCCCCGACGCGCUCGAGAAGAGGCCCGAGGCCCGCGAGAGGUCCAUGAGCGACCCCACGACGCCGGGCUCGACCGCUCAGCUGCAGGACCGGACGCUGCGGGCCGCCAGCAGCAGCAAGGGCAAGGAGAAGCGAGACGGCCGCGCCGGCGGCGGCGCCGGUAAGUCAUCGAGCGUCAUCGUGUUGAACAAGGAGGCCAAGCGGGCGCUGGUCAGGAAGCACAAGAAGGCGGUGCUACUGCUCGAGUACGACUCAUACGUGCCGCCGCCCGAGCUCGUCCGCUGCAUGAAGAAGGUCAUCACCAUGAUGGAGAAGGAGGGCAACAAGAGCGUCGGCCGCUGGUACAAGAAGAAGCGAGGGCGUAUCAUCGAGGCCUGCCCAUGGAACCGCUACUACCCCAGCAGUUCCGAGUCUGAAUCGGACUUGGAUACGUCGGAGUGGGGCAGCUCGUCGGACUCGUUUUCCACGUACAGCGACAGCGACAUGAGCAGCAGGAGCGACGAUCUCGCCCGGAUGCGGCAUCGCUUCGAAGGCAGCGAAGACGAGGCCAUCCUGGCCGACGUCAGUUACUGGAACGGACCGAUGCCGCUCACCAAGCACGAGCGACGCGAGCGCGACAGGCGCGAUAAGCGCAAGCGACGCAUCAAGAAGGCCAAGAAGGUCGCCCUCACCACCGCCUUCGUUGCCGGAGGUGCGCUCGCGCUGGGACUUCGCUUCCACUUCCGCCGAAAGUGUAGUCGUGGCGGUGUAACUCCGAUGCUUGCUAUGCGCCAAGACGAGAAGCAGAAGCAGAAGCAGAAGAAAAACAACAUCCACCACAAGAUGAGGUACGCUCUGUGGCUCCUGUUCGUCGUCGGUCUUGUCGUCGCCUCCAUUGCCCUGGUCCUCGCCGAGCGCAAGCCCCGAGUGGGCCUGUCGAGGUGA
This is a messenger RNA of Acanthamoeba castellanii str. Neff, 1191 nucleotides long. RefSeq lists its product as uncharacterized. Bases 1 to 1191 code for a protein of 396 amino acids. The transcript is spliced from 11 exons. NCBI's taxonomy places the organism in Eukaryota, Discosea, Longamoebia, Acanthamoebidae. The record is from RefSeq and is a predicted model, not a curated record.